AUGACACUUCGCAUUCAUCAUAUAUCCAAGAAAACACCUAUGGCGGGCGAUGGAAGAGUUACAAAGCGGUCGUCGAAUGCUUGCGUGCGAUGCCGGAGGCAAAAGAUCAAGUGCUCCGGCUCGCAGCCCUGCGACGGCUGCAGCAAGCGAAAACUUUCAUGUGUCUUCAAUGAUCGUGAUCAGAAGAUAUUAGUGACAAGAGGGUACAUCCUGGAACUGCAACAGAAGAUCGCGCGCAUUGAGCAAAGCGAGAAAGGCCAAGCCAGCCCUUUUAGCUCUAACUUUGAGACACAAAUCGCCGACCCGAAGGACGGUGAAGAUGUACCCCUGGACAGGACCGCCACGCCGGAAGACCAAGAUGGAUCCCAGGAUUUGGAGGAUCCAGAAUCUUCCUUAGCCAAUCCACUAUCAACCGGUCCGCCUGCUUUUAUGUCUGCAGCGAAUGGCCGAACGUUCUAUCUUGGGACAUCUUCCAAUUGGUCGUUCACUCGGCGAGUUCUCAGUCUGGCCCACCAACACCUCUAUCAGAACGUAUUACCAACGGAAGCUUUAUUGUUCGAUGAAACUACUUAUCAAUUAGGAUGGGACGGGCUGCGAACAACCCCGAGCCCAGAUGUGCCUGUGGUCCCAACUCGCGACCAUACAAUGUAUCUGAUUAACGCUGUACAAUUCCGAUGUGGCCAAUUGUAUCAUCUGUUUGAGGAAUCUGAUUUCAUGAGUUCUUUGGAACAAUUUUACUCUGGGGAUGGACAAGACAUGACAAACAGCCUGUGGUAUAUUCACUUUCUCCUGAUCUUGGCUUUUGGGAAAGGCUUUGUUCAACCUAAGGCCCAAGGCAGAAAGCCACCGGGUGUGGGUUAUUUCGUCAGAGCUCUGCAACUUCUACCCGACCCAAGUGCCCUAUACCGGGAUCCAAUGCUCGGAACGGAAAUCCUCUGCUGCAUCGCCUUGUAUUACCAAUGCGUCGACUACCGAACAUCAGCCCAUAAUUAUGUGAGAUUACCCAAGGAAAGAUUUGACAGUGGGAAAGUACUGACCAAAUAUUAGAUUG
Penicillium salamii is the source of this 1051-nucleotide messenger RNA. The record is from the annotation of a GenBank genome assembly. Lineage: Eukaryota; Fungi; Ascomycota; Eurotiomycetes; Eurotiales; Aspergillaceae.